Frankliniella occidentalis (western flower thrips) is the source of this 536-nucleotide messenger RNA. RefSeq names its product larval cuticle protein 65Ag1-like. Gene Ontology annotation, molecular function: structural constituent of chitin-based larval cuticle. The record is from RefSeq and is a predicted model, not a curated record. NCBI's taxonomy places the organism in Eukaryota, Metazoa, Arthropoda, Insecta, Thysanoptera, Thripidae. Gene Ontology annotation, cellular component: chitin-based extracellular matrix. The coding region runs from base 49 to 468 and encodes 139 amino acids. The transcript is spliced from 3 exons.
AAGGGGGCGGAGCAGACAUCGUGCCAUAUCACCGUCAACCUCCACACAAUGAACACCCUGGUCGCCGUCGUUGUCGCCUUCGUGGCUGUGGCCGCCGUAGCCCAGGCCCGGCCCCAGGAGCCAACUCCCAAGCCCAUUGCUAUCCUCAAGCUCGCCAGCGACGUGCAGCCCGACGGAUCCUUCACAUACGAGUACGAGACCGAGAACGGCAUCAAGGCUGACGCUCGUGGCAACCUGGUCAACGCCGGCACGGAGAACGAGGCCCUGAACCAGCAGGGCUCCUUCUCCUUCGUCGCCGACGACGGCCAGACCUACUCCAUCACCUGGGUCGCUGACGAGAACGGCUUCCAGCCCCAGGGCGCCCACAUCCCCGUGCCACCCCCAAUCCCAGAAGAGAUCCUCAAGGCCCUUGAGUACAACGCAGCCCACCCCGAGGAGGACGAGGAGGCUACCAAGAGGAGAAACUGAAAAGACUGACCACUGACCUUGCGCUCAAACUGUUAUGUAAUCGGCUAAAUAAACUGUGAUCAAACCAA